AGAAAAGCCUUUUACGGCCCAUUGUGUGUGUGGGGAAUUAAAAGGUUUACUACGGCUACUCCUCUUCUCCAAAAGAAAUUCGAAUUUUGGGAGAAACGAUCGCUUCUCCGGCUACCAUCGGAACCGAGAAAAUGGUUAAGAAGCUUGAAAGGUCGGAUUGUGUUACUCCAUUGGUAGUAGAUUUAUCUGAUUCAUCCACCGAUGAAGGAACUCCAUUAAGACCUGUAUUCUGCCUCAAAAAGAGAGAGCAAUUGAAAGAAUUUGAAGAGAAAGAGGAGUGCUUUAUCCUCGAUUUUGAUCCUUAUGAAUCUGUAGAUAUCUCAAAAUUAUCUGUUUCCAACAGUCGUGAUGCUUCUGACCUUUCUGUUCUCGCCGAAAAAGGAGAGGUGGCAUGUCGGGACUUUCCACAUCCAAGGCAUGACUGCGCGAAACAUCCUUUUUGGAAGACACCUCACCAGGAUUACUGUGACAUGUGUUAUUGCUAUGUCUGUGAUGUGGCUGCUCCUUGCAAAUCCUGGAUUGGGAAUUCAGCCCAUUGCCAUGCCAUGAAUAAUGAGGCUUGGAAAGCUCUGAGGAAUGCCCCUAAAAAGUAAUUGAAGAAAAAGUAUUCACAACAUUGCAACUUUGCUAGACUUGUAAAUUUUGUGUAGUGAUGGCUCGGUCGCUGCAGUAUGGUUACGUACCUAGUUAUGAUUUGGGAUAUUAAGUUGGAUAUGAUAUCUGCAUCUCAAAAUUAAGCUAGAUUUUUGUUGGUAUUUUGCUCAAGGUUUCUUUUGUUGCUAAAGUUCUUUUUAGCUGUAGUUAUAUAUUGAUAUAGUAUUUGUAGGAAUUGAUAUAGGAGUUGUAGGAAAUACUACUACAUUUCUUGGGUUUCUAUGAGUCCCCUUCUUUCUCAAGAACAAUUUUUUUUUU
Messenger RNA from Solanum lycopersicum (tomato), 912 nucleotides. RefSeq names its product RPM1 interacting protein 13. The record is from RefSeq and is a predicted model, not a curated record. NCBI's taxonomy places the organism in Eukaryota, Viridiplantae, Streptophyta, Magnoliopsida, Solanales, Solanaceae.